AAUCCACAUUUAUCGUAAAAUUCAUCACUAUCAAGAAAAUAAACAGCCCGAAAAUGGCGGACGAGGAGCAGCAAGUACGUCAGCUGGAGAUACUUUGCACGCAUCUAUACGAAGCCACAGAUGCCGUUCAAAGAGCAGAGGCAGAAAAGACCCUAGUUCAGUUUCAAAAUGCUCCAGACACCCUCAAUAAAUGUCAGCUUCUCCUGCAGAGGGGAGAUUCUCCGUAUUCCCAGCUUCUGGCAGCAACCACCCUGACUAAACUGGUUACAAGAAAUUCACAGUCUAUAUCCAUGCACCAGCGAGUUGAUAUGAGGAACUACAUCCUGAACUACCUGGCGACGCGGCCAAAGAUGGAGCCUUUCGUGGUGCAGGCCAUGGUGACGCUGUUCGGCAGGCUCACCAAGCUCGGCUGGUUCGACGCCACCAAGGACGACUUCGUCUUCCGCAACGUCAUCGAGGACGUCUCCGUGUUCCUGCAGGGCUCCGUGCAGCACUGCAUGAUCGGCGUCCAGCUGCUCUCCCAGCUGACGGUGGAGAUGAACACGCUGACCGAGACGGACGCCAUCCGCUCGCUCAACAGGCACCGCAAGACGGCCGCCUCGUUCCGCGACACCAGCCUCUACGAGGUGUUCCAGCUCAGCUGCACGCUGCUCCGCACCGCCCUCGAGAACUGCAAAAACCUCGACUUCAGCGACGAGUCGCAGCACGGUCUGAUGACCCAGCUGCUGCGGCUCUCCCAGAACUGUCUUAUGUUUGACUUCAUCGGCACCUCGACCGACGAGUCGUCGGACGACCUGUGUACCGUGCAGAUCCCCACCGCGUGGCGGCCCGCCUUCCUCGACGCCGCCACGCUCAAGCUGUUCUUUGACCUGUAUGCCUCGCUGCCCUACUCCCUCUCCUCGCUGGCGUUAUCGUGUCUAGUGCAGAUCGCCUCCGUUCGGCGGUCAUUAUUCAACAACCAGGAGCGGGCCAAGUUCCUCAACCACCUCGUACAGGGCGUCAAGAACGUGCUACAAAAUCCCCAGGGUUUGACUGACGCCAACAACUACCACGAGUUCUGCCGGCUGCUGGCGCGGCUCAAAUCCAACUAUCAGCUGGGCGAGCUGGUCAUGGUCGACAACUACCCGGACGUCAUACGGCUGGUGGCCAAGUUCACAGUGGAGAGCUUACAGAUGUGGCAGUUUGCGCCAAACAGCGUCCACUACCUGCUGAGCCUGUGGCAGCGCAUGGUGGCCUCGGUGCCGUACGUCAAGGCCUCGGAGCCGCACCUGCUGGAGACCUACACACCAGAGGUCACCAAGGCCUACAUCACGUCCAGGCUCGAGGCCGCCGCCGUCGUCGUCAGGGACGGCCUGGAGGACCCGCUGGACGACCUGGGCAUGGUGCAGCAGCAGCUGGACCAGAUCAGCACCAUCGCACGCUGCGAGUACAAGAAGACGUGCCGCCUGCUGGUCAGUCUGUUCGACGAGACGGCGCAGGCCUACCAGCAGGCGCUCAACGUCAACAACCGGCUGGAGAGUGCCAUCAAGGAAGCUCAGCUAACCCGGCUGGUUUACAUAAUUGGCUCGGCGGUCGGCGGCCGGGUCAGUUUCAACACAAACGAUGAGCACGACAGCAUGGACGGAGAGCUCAUCUGCAGGGUACUCCAGCUCAUGAACCUGACCGACUCGAGGCUGAACCAGGGUGGCUGCGAGAAACUCGAGCUGGCCACCAUCAGCUUCUUCGAGCAGUUCAGGAAGAUCUACGUCGGCGAUCAGGUACAAAAGACGGCCAAGGUGUAUAGUCGUCUCUCCGAGGUUCUCGGUCUCAGUGAUGAGGCCACAGUGCUUAGUGUUUUUAUGCGUAAAAUAAUCACGAAUCUGAAAUUCUGGGGCGGCAGCGAGCAGAUAACCACUCGCACUCUGAUGCUGCUCAACGAUCUGUCGGUGGGCUACAGCAGCGUGCGGAAGCUAGUCAAACUGGAGGAGGUGCAGUUCCUGCUCAACAACCACACGAGCGACCACUUUCCGUUCCUGGGCGCCGGCGUGGCGGUGAAGGAGAUGAAGUGUCGCACCAUGUUCUACACGUCGCUGGGCCGGCUGCUGAUGGUCGAACUGGGUGAGGACGACGCCAAGUUCCAGGCGUUCAUGGAGCCGCUGACGGCCGCCUUCGACGCCAUCGGCGCGCUCAUGGCCAGCGAGGCCAACAUGUUCCAGGCCGCCGGACAGGGUGAGGAGACCAAGAAGGCGCUGAUCGGGCUGGCGCGCGACCUGCGCGGCCUCGUGUUCGCCUUCAACACCAAGGCGUCCUACAUGAUGCUGUUCGACUGGAUCUACCCGGCGUACACGCCGAUCCUUCAGCGCGCCGUGGAGCUGUGGUUCACCGAGCCGCAGCUGACCACGCCCGUGCUGAAGCUGUUCGCCGAGCUGGUGCAGAACCGGUCACAGCGACUGCAGUUCGACGUCAGCUCACCCAACGGCAUCCUGCUCUUCCGCGAGAUGAGCAAGCUGCUCUGCACGUACGGCGAGCGGAUACUGACAAUUCCCGACCUCUCCAAGGACCAAGUGUACCCGAUGCGGCUCAAGGGCAUCUGCAUCUGCUUCUCGAUGCUCAAGUCGGCGUUGUGCGGCAACUACGUCAACUUCGGCGGGUUCCGGUUGUACGGUGACGAGACGCUGGACAACGCGCUGCGGACGUUUGUCAAGCUGCUCCUCUCUGUGCCACACAGUGAUCUCCUGGACUACCCGAAGCUGUCUCAGUCCUACUACGUGCUGCUCGAGUGUCUGUGUCAGGACCACAUGGCGUUCCUCUCGUCGCUGGAGCCGCAGGUGUUCCUCUACAUUUUCGCCUCGAUCUCAGAAGGACUGCAGGCGUUAGGUGGGAAUCUGAACUAUUUCACAGAUACCAGUCAGCGGCCCGGCCGGCUCACUAAGCUGGGAAAGGUGGGACCGGUGCUCGACACCAUGGUGUGUACCGGCUGCUGCGCCACACUCGACCACAUCGUCACAUUCACAUUCAAACAGCUCGCGCAAAAAGGCAAGAAGAAGCCGGCGCACAACCCGUCUGGAGAGGCGAUCCUGCAGAUCCUGGAGCGGCAACCGGAGAUCCUACAGCAGCUGCUGGCCACCGUGCUCAACAUCAUCAUGUACGAGGACUGCCGCAACCAGUGGUCCAUGUCGCGGCCACUGCUCGGCCUCAUCCUGCUCAACGCCGAGUACUUUGGCGGCCUGCGCGAACAGAUGGUGCUCAGCCACCCGCCGGAGCGGCAGCCGGCCAUCCGGGCGGCGUUCGACUCACUCAUGGACGGCAUCGAGAGCAACCUGCUCACCAAGAACCGGGACAGGUUUACUCAGAACCUGACCACGUUCCGGCGAGACGUGAACGACCCCUCCAAGAACCCGGGCGGUGGCGGCGGCGGCGGCGGCGGCGGCGGCGGUCAGGACGCGGCCAUGAUGACGUAGCGCCGCCGGUCGUGCUCGGCGGAGGCACGCCGGCGCGCGCCACCCCCUCAGAGGCUGACCAUGUCUUUCCAGGCGGAGCGCGCCGCCCGCCCGCCGCUCGCCGCCCGAUACCUGUGGCUGCCGCACUAGCGGCGUCCAGAGGCGGGCGCGCGCGUGCUGCAUUUGUACCGAGCUCCCGGACCGGGCCGGGCCGGGCCGCGGGGCAGGCCGGCCGGCCGGUCUGUCGCUGCCCCACUGAUGGUGAAUUGAUCGUCUCAGAGUAUAAAUACAUGUCAUGUGUCUUAGA
Messenger RNA from Amphibalanus amphitrite, 3726 nucleotides. Its product is annotated as exportin-7-B-like. Lineage: Eukaryota; Metazoa; Arthropoda; Thecostraca; Balanomorpha; Balanidae. The record is from RefSeq and is a predicted model, not a curated record. Gene Ontology annotation, biological process: protein export from nucleus. Gene Ontology annotation, cellular component: cytoplasm; nuclear pore. The transcript is spliced from 21 exons. The coding region runs from base 54 to 3440 and encodes 1128 amino acids. Gene Ontology annotation, molecular function: small GTPase binding; nuclear export signal receptor activity.